UGGGGAGAGACUUGUACAUAAAGAAUACAGAUCUCUCCCGUCAGCUCCUGCACUCUGCUUUGUAUGGCUCUGCAUAGCAGGGCCAUACAAAGCAGUGUGCUUACAGUGAAACGCAGACACAGCCCCACAGUAUAUAUAUUGACACACAGUUAACCCUUUGAUCGCUCCACAUGUUAACCCCUUCCUGCCCAGUGUCAUUAGUACAGUGUCAGUGGUUUUUAUUAGCACUGAUCACCCUAUUGGUGUCACUGGGGAUGUCAGUGACAGCCAAGUCAGUUCCCCCCAGUGUUAGAAUGCCUGCUGCAGUCCCACUAUAAGUCGCUGAUCGCCACCCUUAGUAAUAAAAAAAA
This is a messenger RNA of Staurois parvus, 350 nucleotides long. The record is from the annotation of a GenBank genome assembly. Lineage: Eukaryota; Metazoa; Chordata; Amphibia; Anura; Ranidae.